ACUAGGGAAUCGGGUUUCUCAGACGCAGCAGCGGGACUCAGGAGAUGGGAGGAGAGAGGCUGGGCCAGAUUUUCCUUCAGACACUCCCAGUCUUUCAAAGGCUCUGAGCUCAGCUAACAGUCCUAGGAGUUUCGCUGAAUCUGGACCUCGGAGCACAGAGGCAGCGUCCACACCUCCCUGGACCCUCCCUGCUCCUACACCCACCUCUGGACUGUCCCUCAGGACAUCUGUACUUUUGCAGCAUAUUUCCACUGGCAUGCGUCAAUAACAGAAAUGGAUCCUGAAGGCUCACGUAUACACGAUGAUCCAGACAUCAAGAUAAUGAUGGCAGGGUCGACUCUGAGGAAAGUCAAGUCCCGAUCCUGGAAGAAGCAGCGGCAUUUUCGCCUUCUGGAGGACGGACUGACAAUCUGGUACAAGUCCAGAUGGGCAGGCAGAGGCCACUCCACCUUUUCAGUGACCGAGGUGGAAGCGGUGCGUGAGGGCCAUGAGUCGGAGGUCCUGCAGAGCAUCGCCGAGGAGUUCCCCACUGACCUGUGCUUCACUUUGGUGUUUCACGGUCGCCAGGGCAACCUGGACCUCGUGGCCGAGUCCCCGAAGGAGGCGCAGGCCUGGAUCCAGGGUGUCCGCAAGCUGAUUCACAAAGCGCAAACCAUGGACGAGAAGGAGAGGCUGGACCAGUGGGUCUGGGACUGGUUUCAGAAAGCUGACAAAAACAAAGACGGGAAGAUGAAUUUCAAAGAAGUGAAGAAGCUGCUGAAGAUGAUGAACGUCGACAUGAACGAAGAACACGCUUUCCGUCUGUUCACGAUGGCCGACAAGUCAGACAGCGGCUCCCUGGAAAUCGAGGAGUUUGUCCACUUCUACAAGAUUCUCACUCAGAGGGACGAAGUGUGGAAGGUGUUCCAGGAGUACUCUGGAGACGGAGAGAAGUUAAAGCUGGAGGAGCUGGUGACCUUUUUGAGGAUAGAGCAACACGAGGGAGAGCAGAGCGGCACUCGAGCCCAGGAGCUGAUCAGCCGCUAUGAACCGUCUGAGACAGCCGUGAAGCAAAGCUCCAUGUCCUUAGACGGCUUCCAAAAGUACCUGUGCUCCCAGGAGGGCUCCAUAUUCAAACCCCAGUGUCAAGAUCUUCACCAGGACAUGAGCCGUCCUCUCAGCCACUACUUCAUCUCCUCGUCACACAACACCUACCUGCUGGAGGACCAGCUGAGAGGACAGAGCAGCCUGGAGGCGUACAUCCAGGCCCUGAAGAGAGGCUGUCGUUGUGUAGAGGUGGACUGCUGGGAUGGAAGUGAUGGGGAGCCGGUUGUAUAUCAUGGGCACACUUUAACUUCUAAAAUCCUCUUCAAAGACGUCAUUUCAACACUCAGAGAUUAUGCCUUCAAAGUGUCGGACUUCCCCGUCAUCCUGUCCCUCGAAAAUCACUGCAGCGUGGAGCAGCAGACGGUCAUGGCCCAACACCUCAGCCAAAUCCUGGGGGACAUGAUCCAGACGACCCCGCUGGACGGACAGAUCCCUCAGCAGCUUCCUUCUCCACAGGAACUGAAGGGGAAGAUUUUGCUGAAAGCCAAAAAGAUCGGUGGUCUGGAAGAUUGUCUGGAUGAAACCCUGACGGAUGAAGUCAGCGAUGACGAGGAGAUGGCCAACGGGGACGCGGAGAGUCCUUCUACAGAAGAUCCACCUGCAGAGAAAAAGGAUGGGAAGAAGUCCAAACUGUCCAGGGAGCUUUCAGACCUGGUGGUUUACUGCAAGAGCGUCCACUUCCAUGGCUUUGAUCACGCCCGCUCUCACGCCAAAUGCUACGAGAUCUCCUCCUUCUCUGAAUCCAAAGCCAAGAAGCUUGCGAAGGAAGCAGGGGCAGAUUUUGUGCAGUACAACACCAGGCAGCUGAGCAGGAUCUACCCUGGAGGCCUCAGGACGGACUCCUCCAACUACAACCCCCAGGAGAUGUGGAACGUCGGCUGUCAGAUAGUGGCUCUGAACUUCCAGACGGCCGGUCUGGAGAUGGAUCUGAACGACGGGCUGUUCAGGCAGAACGGCGGCUGCGGCUACGUCCUCAAACCGGACUUCAUGAGAGACGGCGGCGCUCAGUUCAGCCCAGAGAAACCGGAGGAGCUGCACGGCUACAAACCUCUGCGCUUAUCCAUUCAGGUGAUCAGUGGGCAGCAGCUUCCAAAGGUGAACCAGAAAGAGGGCUCUAUCGUGGACCCGCUGGUCCGGGUGGAGAUCUACGGAGUAUCCCAGGACCAGGCCAAGGAAGAGACCAGUCACAUCAACAACAAUGGUUUUAACCCCGUGUGGGAUGAAACUCUGAAUUUCGUUAUCAACGCCCCUGAGCUGGCUCUGGUUCGCUUCGUGGUGGAGGACUACGACAAGGCUUCCAGGAACGACUUCAUCGGCCAGUUCACUCUUCCCUUUAGGUGCAUCCAACCAGGAUACCGUCACAUCCAUCUGCUCUCUAAAGAUGGAACGGCCAUCCCUCCGUCUUCUGUCUUUGUUAACAUCAACAUUUCAGAGAAGACAUGAAGAAUCAGAGGAAGCUGAUGACGGCGUCGUGACCAGGACUUUAAUGAGUGGAAGGAAAGAAGGAAACAAACUGACUGAAGCACUUGUCGGCAGAGUCGUCUCCAUUAAGACUAAUUUAACAUUAAGAAAUGAAACCACUAACAGAAGUAUUUAAAAACCCAGUAUUUAAGGCGACAUGUCUGCCUGCACUUAUAUCUAACAUCUGGAAUAUUUUUAAUUAUGGAAGAACUUCGUGAAAGGUUUUUAGUAUUUAUAGUGAAACAACAUGAGGAUUCCUGCAUGUCCAGAAAGCCUGAAUAUUAUGACUGAACACGGUGGCAAAUAUCAGUAUCACUAUACUCAAAGACUCACAUCGUGUUGGUUAAUGUGCAGCAAAGCUCACGUUUACCAGGUUAUGCUGUGUCUAAUGUAAAUGUAUGUGUAUAUACGCUGAUCUAUACGUUUUCUGAACGGUUCAGUAAAAAUGAUCCAUGAACAAACGUGUGGCUCAUUCAUCGUAUCUUUAUUCAUCGGUUCUUUAUCACAACAUUUACCUUCUGAAAUGAAUAAUUGUUGAGGAUAUUCUGUAAUAAAAGUGAAUCUCAAAAGAGAAA
Mugil cephalus (flathead mullet) is the source of this 3122-nucleotide messenger RNA. RefSeq names its product phospholipase C, delta 4b (gene plcd4b). The record is from RefSeq and is a predicted model, not a curated record. Gene Ontology annotation, molecular function: calcium ion binding; phosphatidylinositol-4,5-bisphosphate phospholipase C activity. The transcript is spliced from 16 exons. NCBI's taxonomy places the organism in Eukaryota, Metazoa, Chordata, Actinopteri, Mugiliformes, Mugilidae. Gene Ontology annotation, biological process: lipid metabolic process; intracellular signal transduction. The coding region runs from base 274 to 2529 and encodes 751 amino acids.